Messenger RNA from Recurvomyces mirabilis, 2274 nucleotides. It is a transcript of the gene THS1, whose product is annotated as threonyl-tRNA synthetase. Gene Ontology annotation, biological process: threonyl-tRNA aminoacylation. The record is from RefSeq and is a predicted model, not a curated record. Gene Ontology annotation, cellular component: cytoplasm. Gene Ontology annotation, molecular function: threonine-tRNA ligase activity; ATP binding. The transcript is spliced from 2 exons. Lineage: Eukaryota; Fungi; Ascomycota; Dothideomycetes; Mycosphaerellales; Teratosphaeriaceae. Bases 1 to 2274 code for a protein of 757 amino acids.
AUGGCUCCCAAAGACAAGGACGCAGCCCCUGCAGGACCCCUCGAGUUGACCCCACCACCAUCUUUCUUCGCAUCCAGGAACGCCCUCUUCGACAAGAGGAAAGCCGAGCGAGAGGAGUGGGUGGCGAAGCAGCCGCGUGAGGACAUCGAAAUCACAUUAGCCAAUGGCUCAUCGAAGCAGGGCAAAAGCUGGGAGAUCACACCCGCGGGAAUCGCACGUGAGAUUUCGAAAUCCUUAUUCGAACGCACAGUAAUUGCACAGGUGGAUGGCGAGCUAUGGGAUCUUGAGCGGCCGCUUGAGAAGAGCUGCAAGCUCGAGUUGCUGGACUUUGAGCAUCCCGAGGGCAAGAAGGUUUUCUGGCAUAGUAGUGCACAUAUCCUCGGCGAGGCAGCGGAGAGGAGAUGGGGUUGCGCAUUGUGUAUUGGGCCGCCCGUCGAAGAUGGGUUCUAUUACGAGAUGGCGCUUCCCGAGCAAGCUGCGGUUACUGCGGCGGACUACAAGCCUCUGAAGCAGAUCGCCGAGAAGGCAAUCAAGGAGAAGCAGCCGUUCGAACGACUCGAGAUCAGCAAGGAGGAUUUGCUGGAGAUGUUUGCGUACAAUAAGUACAAGCAGCAUAUCAUCAAGGAUAAGAUUGCGGACGGCACUUCCACGACUGUGUAUAGGUGUGGUCCACUCAUCGAUCUGUGCAGGGGGCCACACGUACCAAAUACUGGUCGAAUAAAGGCCUUUGAGGUCAUGAAGAACUCUGCCAGCUACUUCCUUGGUGAUGCGAAGAACGACAGUCUGCAGCGUAUCUACGGUGUCUCAUUCCCGGACAAGAAGUCACUCGACGAGCACAAGCACAUGCUCGAAGAAGCCGCGAAACGCGAUCAUCGCAAGAUCGGCCAAGAGCAAGAACUCUUCUUCUUCCACGAGAUGUCCCCUGGUUCGGCGUUCUUCUUGCCACGCGGUAUGGUCAUCUAUAACGCACUAAUGGCCAACCUGCGACAAGAGUACUGGAAGCGCGAGUAUCAAGAAGUACAAUCACCAAACAUGUACAACUCCUCUCUGUGGAAACAGUCUGGUCACUGGCAGCACUACAAGGACGACAUGUUCACCUUUGACGUCGAGAAGGAAGCGUGGGCGCUGAAGCCAAUGAAUUGUCCAGGCCAUGCCCUGCUUUUCGGUCACCGUGAGCGCAGCUACCGCGAGUUACCCAUACGUAUGGCUGAGUUCGGCGUUCUGCAUCGAAAUGAGGCAUCUGGAGCACUUACUGGUAUGACUCGCGUACGUCGUUUCGUGCAGGACGACACCCACAUAUUUUGCAUGGAGAGUCAGAUCGAGCAGGAAAUCAAGGGUCUCUUCGACCUGCUGAAGUCUACAUACGGACUCUUCGGCUUUACUUUCCGUAUGAAGCUAUCUACUAUGCCAGAGAACCAUCUUGGUGACGAGGCUACCUGGAGAAGAGCGGAAGAAUCCCUUACCAAGGCGCUGGAUGAGUUCAAGGAGCAGACCGGCACAAAGUGGGAGCUCAAUCCUGGCGACGGUGCCUUUUACGGGCCAAAGAUCGAUGUUACAAUCUCUGAUGCGCUGAGGCGUGAGUUCCAAUGCGCCACGAUCCAGCUCGACUUCCAGCUACCGCAACAAUUCAACCUCGAGUUUCGGACAGAAGAGCAAGCUGGUCCACGGGAGCAAGUCAAUGGCGAGACAGCAGCAGACAAGCCCAAAGCCGCGGACGGUACAUCAGAAGCGGAACAAAAAGACAAGCUCGUUAUCCGUAGCGCACCUCCCGCUGAACCAGAUUCAAGCGCGGUCAAAAAGGACGAAGACAAAUUCCGGCGCGAACUUACACCCGGGUGUGCCCGCCCGGUCAUGAUCCACCGCGCCAUCUACGGCAGUUUCGAACGCUUCAUCGCCAUCCUCUGCGAGCACUUCGGCGGUAAGUGGCCCUUCUGGCUCUCGCCUCGUCAAAUUCUCAUCGUGCCCGUCAUGGUCUCGGCCAACGACUACGUGCUCGAACUUCAGGCCUUGUUCCGAGCGGAACGCAUGCACGCGGAUAUUGAUAUUACGGGCAAUACUUUGCAGAAGAAGAUCCGCACUGGGCAGCUGCAACAGUACAACUUCAUUUUUGUGGUAGGCGCGCAGGAGAAGGAGAAGAGGAGUGUCAACAUUAGAAACCGGGAUGAUCCUGAGACGCAGAAGUUGGGAGAGUUGAUCCCGGUUGAUGAGGCGAUUAGGAAGCUGGGGGCGUUGAGGGACAGGAGGCUGUUGAGUAGUAGUUUGUCUGAGCUUUGA